UAAACAAAUUUUUUCUUAACUUGAUCUCGCACUCUCCACCGCCUCUCCGCCGCUAACGCAGUCGGAGCUUACGUGACCCCGCCGGAACCGCAGCAUUUCUCCUCCCCCUUCCCCGUCUCCACCACAGUCCUCCGCGCCGCCGCCGCCGCUCUCGCCGGAGAUCCCCACGCGUGUGCGUAUCGGCCUACAGAAGAGCUCGGCCGCUCCCCUCGACUUAAUCUCGCCGUGCCCGCCACCUCCCGCUCGCUGUCCCGAACGGCGUUCCCUCCGGCUGUUGCCAAAUUCCGCCUCUUGGGGUUCACCUGGAGCCACCACCGUCUGACGCCAACCAUUAAUCGAUCGUGGCAAUCCGCAAAGAAGAUGGAGAUUGAACUAGUCGGGCUUCUGAGAGUGGCAUGGAUUGCUGGGAUUUUGCCUUUGUUGGUCGCCUCAUUGCCUUUUCGGAGACUCAGUCGACUUCAUGAGGCCUUGAUGGGGUUUGCCAAGAGGGGCAAGAUCAUGCAUUCCUCUUCGUCUAAAUUUACUGUCCCUCAAAGGUUCUUCACUCAUUUUUAUACGCUAGCUGUCGUAUGGACAGGGCUUCUGCUUGCUGCAACAUGGAUUUAUGCAUAUAAAAUGGCACCUAUGGCCUCAGAGCCCUUUCUUUACUCUUCUAUUGCCAGCCACUUGACAGGUGGCUCGCAUCCUUUUACAUUGCAUAGAUCUCGUUCAACUCCACUAAAGCAUAGAUACGUGGUUUGGAAAUCAGUGUUUCUGCUUCUAUUAAUGGAGAUCCAAGUUUUGCGGCGCCUUUAUGAGAAUAUAUAUGUGUUUAACUACAGCCCAUCAGCUCGGAUGCACAUAUUUGGCUAUUUAACUGGACUUUUUUUCUACACUGCUGCGCCACUGUCACUUUGCAGCAAUUUUGUGGUGGAAGUAUAUGAAUUUUCAGCCAAUCAAGUGUCUGAGUUCAUUGUCAGAGGCAAAGAUCACAUGGCCUCUGGUGAAUUUGAUUGGUGGGAGUUUGUCAAUCCUCUUAUGAAGCUUGGAUGGCAUCACUGGAUUGGUGCUAUUAUCUUUUUCUGGGGUUGGAUUCAUCAGCAUCAGUGUCAUAGAAUUCUUGGCUCCCUACGUGAAUGCAGAGAAGAAAGUCAUGAAUAUGUAGUGCCUCAUGGCAAUUGGUUUGAACUUGUCUCAUGUCCACACUAUUUGGCCGAGAUAGUUAUAUAUGCGGGACUAGUGGUUGCAAGUGGAGGAUCAGACGUGACAAUCUGGUUGCUGUUUGGUUUUGUGGUGGUGAAUUUGGUAUUUGUGGCAGCAGAAACACAUAGGUGGUAUCAUAGUAAAUUCGAUGAUUAUCCACAGAGCCGGUAUGCUGUCAUCCCAUUUUUUUUCUAAUGCAUGUUGCUGAUUUACAAGUUUGUACAGAAGAGGCAGCAAAUUGCCAAGAGGUGAGUUAGGAUCAUGGGUUUCUUAACCAGCUGUUGUUUAAUCUGGGUCUGCUAGAUAUGAGUGUAGGAGGAGUUACUUCUGCGCAGUCAUAAGAAUGACAAAGUUGAUGUAAAGAUGGAUGACUGAUGGAUCUUCUUCUUUUUGUUCUUUUUUGUGUAAUUCGUUUGCUAGCGAAAAAGAGUAAAAAGCAUUAGAAGCUCUUGCAUCAUCCUGACUAGUGCAUGCUUAUUGCUGCAAAUUAAAAUAGUGACUGGAUCAAAUUUAUCGGGAACGUAUGACUCUGGACAAAGCUCCCAGGGAAAGGGGAAAAGGGGAAAUUACACAAUUUGAAUUCUUAAAUAUCAUACUUUGACUACCCGUUCUUUAAACUCAGAUGUAAGUUAUGUUUAGUU
Messenger RNA from Eucalyptus grandis, 1823 nucleotides. RefSeq names its product polyprenol reductase 2. Lineage: Eukaryota; Viridiplantae; Streptophyta; Magnoliopsida; Myrtales; Myrtaceae. Gene Ontology annotation, molecular function: 3-oxo-5-alpha-steroid 4-dehydrogenase activity. The transcript is spliced from 7 exons. Gene Ontology annotation, biological process: polyprenol catabolic process; dolichol-linked oligosaccharide biosynthetic process. The record is from RefSeq and is a predicted model, not a curated record. Gene Ontology annotation, cellular component: endoplasmic reticulum. The coding region runs from base 361 to 1377 and encodes 338 amino acids.